Molecule: messenger RNA, 1286 nt
Organism: Prunus dulcis (almond)
Lineage: Eukaryota; Viridiplantae; Streptophyta; Magnoliopsida; Rosales; Rosaceae
Product: protein SRG1-like
Exons: 4
Coding region: 71-1159 (362 amino acids)
Source: RefSeq, a predicted model, not a curated record
UGGGGAGGGCCUCAUCAUCGUGAUGAGAGAGUCAGAUUAAGCAGCCAUAUUAGCUAGCUUUGGUAAAGCUAUGGAAGAAAAGGCAUCGAGGAGCUUCUACGGUGGCUCUCUUAUUGUGCCUAGUGUUCAAGAAUUGGCCAAGAAGCCUGUAAUCACCAUCCCACCCAGAUACAUACAGCCUCAUCAUCACCAUCACCAGCAAGAUCAAGUGAUAUUCAACUCUGAUUCAGAAAUACCAUUCAUUGACAUGCACAAGUUGCUUUCUCAAUACUCAAUUGAUUCUGAAUCUGAGUUAGCUAAGCUCCAUUUUGCUUGCAAAGAGUGGGGUUUCUUUCAGUUGGUAAACCAUGGAGUGAGCUCUUCCUUGAUGGAGAAAAUAAAGACAGAAGUUCAAGACUUCUUCAACCUUCCCAUGGAAGUGAAGAAAAAGUUUUGGCAAUCCCCAGGAGACGUGGAAGGUUUUGGACAAGCCUUUGUAGUUUCAGAAGACCAAAAGCUCGAUUGGGCUGACCUUUUCUUCAUGACCACCCUUCCAGUUCAAAUAAGGAGGCCUCGUCUGUUCCCAAACCUCCCUUCUCCUUUCAGAGAGACCUUAGAUGAUUACUCAUUGGAGCUGAGGAACCUAGCCAUGACUAUCCUAUCCCAAAUCGAAACUGCUUUACAAAUGGAAGACAAGGAAAUGACCAAGUUGUAUGAAGAUGGAAUGCAAUCAAUGAGGAUGAACUAUUACCCUCCAUGUCCUCAUCCAGGGGAAGUCAUUGGUCUUACACCUCAUUCUGAUAGUGUAGGUCUCACCAUCCUCCUACAAGUCAAUGAAAUGGAUGGUCUCCAAGUGAAGAAAGAUGGGAUUUGGGUUCCUGUUAAACCACUACCAGAUGCCUUUAUUGUCAACGUUGGAGACAUUUUAGAGAUUCAAACAAAUGGUGUUUAUCGCAGCAUUGAGCAUCGGGCAACAGUUAACUCUGUGAAAGAAAGGCUCUCGAUCGCUACAUUUUACAACCCGGGAUUUGGUGGUGAAAUUGGUCCAGUUCCUAGCUUGGUCACUGAGCAAACACCUGCAGCAUAUACAAGGAUGGGAGUUGAAGAUUAUUUCAAAGCCUAUUUAAAACGUAAGCUUCAAGGAAAGUCUUUUCUUGAUGAGCUGAGGAUAAAGUAUUAGAAACUUACUCAAUUCCAUUUAAUUUUCUGAAGAAAUAGAAAGAGGUGUAUUCUUGUAUAAUUAGUAUUGUUUUACUACUGUUAUAAAUUUUCAUCAAAUGAUAAGAAUGUUGUCUUAUCGCCUCAAA